Molecule: messenger RNA, 1776 nt
Organism: Rotaria sordida
Lineage: Eukaryota; Metazoa; Rotifera; Eurotatoria; Philodinida; Philodinidae
Source: the annotation of a GenBank genome assembly
AUGACUGGUGAUGCUGCUUUGCAAUUGAUGAUGACCUAUGAAAAAGGUCAAUUGGACAAUAUUACUAGUAUUGUGUUACGUGUUGCUAGACCUACUCGACGAAUUCCGAUUCUUAUCAAUCAAUGGGAUGACACAGAAGCUAUUGUCUUCCUUACGAUCAUUCAUAACUUUGAUACGACUAUAGCCGGUGUGAUUAAAGGCAUUUGGAGUCGAAUUCUUCGACGAACACUUGGCUCACAAAAUUGUAUACCUUGUUUUCGUCCAUUGGUUCUUCGACUAGGUUUACUUGGUUAUCAUUGGCCCUUUCGAACAGGUAUCUUCUUCACAACAUAUCACCAUGACAUUGUAGCACAGGCAGCUAAUGUACUUCAAAGUAUAGUUGAAUGGAACAAUAUGCAAAAGUCUAAUUUACAUUGUGAUGUUCUUCUUUUACCUGCGCUCAGUACUGAACCAGUGGCGAAAGCUAUCUAUAAUGCCGGCUUCUUCCCUAUGCCUCUACCACCUACACAUCUGCUCGAUUUGCGACCACAUCAUGGUAAAACAUGGAAUGAAUAUAUGAAAACAUUAAAACGAACUAAUCGUCGACCUUAUCUUCAGCAAUUUCUUAAUAAAGGUGGUAUCAUCGAAGAAGUUCAUGAUUUGAGCAACGUUGAAGUAAGCACAAUGAUUUGUCGUCAAUGGGAGAAUAUUGCACGUUUUCGACAAGAAAAACACGAACCACCCACAUUAGUACGUCCAUCUGUACAAUUUAUUGCAGCAAUUGGUCAUGUAAUGACUGAAUCAUAUCGCUCAGCCAUUUUUCUUCGUUUCAAUAAUGAAGUUAUUGCAAGUUCAGUUAUUUUCAAAUUUCCAAACAAACUUCUCACGACCGAUAUUCACGGACUGACUCAUGAAAAAGCUCGACCUAUGAAAGCCUAUUUUGUUAUGCUUCAAUGGGUAAUUAAAGAAGCACUCGAUAAAAAGUAUGAUUUCGUCGACUUUGGACCUACAACACCAGAACCUAAAAUAGAUCUCGGCUGUAUUCAGAUACCUAUGGAAGCUGGUGGCUAUUGUGGAAAUCCUAUUAUAGCUUUUGGUAUCAAGAAAUGUGGUGGACUAGUAGAUACUGUACAUAUGAAAAAGAACCCUUCCCAACAAGCAACACAUGAACAUAAACGCUUUAAAAUUAAAACGAGCUCUUUAACAACCAGCACUCAACAGCUGGUGGCUAGUGAUCUUACUCAUCAAAUUAUUUCUAACGAUUCUUAUGUUGCCCAAGCACAAGAUUCUUCAGAAAGACAGCAUUCGACAUCAGCCAUUUUACAACUGGAUCAUAUCAAUAGGUUAAUGAAUAACAACAGUUCUCGUGCAGAAAUACUUGGAGAUGUGAUAGAAAUAUCAGAUAAGCAGGCAAUCUAUCGUCCAAAAAACUUCAAACCAAUAAAAAAGAAAAAACCAGUCGAUUCUGACAGCACUGAUCAAUUCCGUCAACAUUCACCGAAUAAACACAAUUUCCCAAAAAUCAAAAAUUAUGCAGGAAGUAAAAGUCAAAACGGUUUCCUUUCAACAAAAGAUGAACAUGCACCGAUUAUACCUCUUUAUCAACAUGAGAACCUCAAUCUAUCCAUGAUAGGCAAUCACAAUGAAGCAAAUAAUAGCGAACUAAUGUGUAGGUCUGUACUAGAAACGCAAGUUUUGAAAGAGACACCAACAUCAAACAAAGACACAGACAUAAUUCUUCAACUGGCACCGUCAUAUCCUCAUUCUCCUUAUCCACAACCAAUCACAAUACUCUAA